Molecule: messenger RNA, 142 nt
Organism: Racocetra persica
Lineage: Eukaryota; Fungi; Glomeromycota; Glomeromycetes; Diversisporales; Gigasporaceae
Source: the annotation of a GenBank genome assembly
UUUAAUAAAAACCCCCGAUUCUUCAGCACCACUUUCAUCAUCAAGAUCAAUUAUAAGAGAUGCCGAUCAAGACAAUUCUGACAAAUAUAGUCAAUCUAAUGAUCGAAAGCAGGAAGAAACUGAUAAUGAUAUAAUAAGUGAA